Messenger RNA from Ambispora leptoticha, 993 nucleotides. Lineage: Eukaryota; Fungi; Glomeromycota; Glomeromycetes; Archaeosporales; Ambisporaceae. The record is from the annotation of a GenBank genome assembly.
AUGUCUGCUAACAACACUUCAGAGAUCAGGCAGGUUGCUUCUAGUUCUCAACAAAAAGCUUCCGCGAAACAAGGAAAACAACAAAAAGAUUCCUCAACAAAAUAUUAUCUUCCUUCUCGUGAGACUCUUUCCUCUUUAACUUCGAUCCCCUUCGUUGAUACUCACACACAUCUACAUUACGUAUUAGAACGUCUCGAAUCCACACCACUAAGACUUGAUAAUUAUUCGAUACUGCGUGACACACAUUUUCCAUCAAAUCUUGAAUUCUGUAUAAAUGUUCUCUGUGAUCCUGAAACAUUUGCUGGUGACACGCUUUUCCCAAAUACAUUUAGGGAUUGGCGUAUACAAGCUUCCGAACCUUACAUUUAUCUCGCUGCUGGAGUUCAUCCUCACAAUGCAAAAGUCUAUAAUGAUUAUAUAGAAUCUCUAAUGCUCACCAUCCUGCAACAUCCGAAAACUGUGGCAUUAGGCGAGAUUGGAUUAGAUUAUCAUUAUGACAAUUCCCCGCGUGAUGUGCAACAACAAAUUUUUAUUCGACAAUUGAAGAAGGCUGUUGAACUUGAGAAACCGAUUGUGAUUCAUACACGUGAGGCGGAACAAGAUACUUAUGAUAUCCUAACUAAACAUGUGCCAUCCCAUUGGCGAAUUCAUGUCCAUUGCUUUACUGAUUCACCAGAAUUCGCAAAAAGCUUGAUCGAAUUCUUCCCAAAUUUGUAUAUCGGAAUUACUGGAGUUGUGACAUUUGGAAGUGCAAAGAACACUCAAAACACGUUGAGAGAUCUUCCAAUAUCGAGAAUUUUAUUAGAAACUGAUGCACCAUUUAUGAUACCGUCAAAAUUGAAUAGGAAUAGAAGAUCAAAUGAGAAGGUGUCUGUAUGUCAUUCUGGAAUGAUUCCGUUUAUCGCUGAAAAAAUUGCAGAAAUAAAAGGCGUCGAAAUUGGUGAGAUUAUGCGUGCAGCAAGAGAAAAUACUAGAAAUAUGUAUGGAAUAUAA